Messenger RNA from Mollisia scopiformis, 781 nucleotides. RefSeq lists its product as uncharacterized. The record is from RefSeq and is a predicted model, not a curated record. The transcript has 2 exons. NCBI's taxonomy places the organism in Eukaryota, Fungi, Ascomycota, Leotiomycetes, Helotiales, Mollisiaceae. The coding region runs from base 330 to 509 and encodes 59 amino acids.
ACAGGGAUGUCGUCUACUGGUCAAAGCGAUGCUCACGCACUUGCCGCCUCGAAAUAUUCGAUUUCUUAUUUCAUAUAUUGCAAAUGCUUAGUGGCUCUUCGCUGGGAACUUGGCCGUACUGGCGUUCAUGGAUGAAGGGAGUUGCUGAUGCGAAGCGCGGCUGCAGUGGGAAUUCACGAACAGAGUUUGAUGUCGGACAUUCUAUGGCUCGAAGCAGGCGCCCCCGAAGAUUACCAGAUCAAUUGGUAUGAUGAUGGCUGCGAGAAUCGGCAUUCGGCCGUUGGAUAAUAAUACCAUGGAGCAGACGGACGGGAAGACCCUCUCUCCGUAUGCUGCUCUGCUCCACGGUUCUGCUCCUGCUUCUCCUCCUGCCUGCUGCUGUCUGCCCAGCGGCUGUCAAGCUCCCUAGCUGGUCAUCAAUGCGAUCUGGAUCUUGGUACGGAAGCACGACGCUCUUCCCCUUAUUAACCUCAGCGGGAAGGGAACGUGGAUCAUGUACUUGUACAUGAAUACCCGCCCAGCAUUGAGCAUCCGGUUCCAGCGCCUCCGCGAAUUGGUACCAACCUGGUGAAAGCAGCACUUUGAGCCGAGAGAAGGAAGCCCAGGACCACAGCAGUGAACGCAUGGUGGCGUGUGCUUAUCUCCUUCAUCUACAGGCCCUGGAGCCCCUCCUUCCAGGACUCCACCUAUCCCGCCAUCGAGAGCAGACCUCAUUCGUACCUCGCAAAGUACUACUACAUGUACUUCCAAUGCAUAGUAUGAUAAUACAACUUCUAUGAGC